AUGGCAAUGGUGGAGUUACCCAUCAUCCCAAUUCCCAUCUUUAGCGGGAAAAUCAUCGACGCGAAUGUGCAUAGCCAGAGAUUGACGAACUUGCAAAAGUUCAAUUAUUUAUUGCAGAGCCUAAGGGGCGAAGCAAAAGAAGCGAUACGGCGAUACGCCGUAACGGAAGAAAACUACCCUGUGGCAGUCGAGGUACUGCGAACGAAAUUCGGCGACAAAUCCAAACUGAUCUACGACCUUCAAGUGCGACUUGAGCGAACUUCAGCAACCAGCACCCAUAUCAGCGAGCAGCGAAGACUACUGGAAUAUCUUCUUGCUUUAACAACACAGUUGGAGCAAAAAGGUGUAUCCUUAAACGGCUCCUUCACUGUGCAAGAGAUUCUGGCGAAGUUCAAACAAAGUCUUCAGAAGAAAAUCCUACAACAACGCUUCGAAACAGAUCAUCGCGAAGACGACUGGUCUAUGAGUAAACUACUGACCGACUUGGACAGGCUUAUCACAGCCGAAGAAAAGGUUGAAGAAAUGUUAGCGAACAACGAAGCGCUACAGAACAGAAGUAAGCCUAGUACAGGCCAAAGAAGAAACGACAGACCACUAGGUCGACUACAGUCGUGCAUUUACUGCAACUCACCUGAACAUAGCUCUCAAGCAUGUACCAAAGUUGCCUCAAUCAAAGAAAGAACACAGCUCUUACUCAAGUAUAAAAGAUGCCUUAACUGUACGAGAUCUAAUCAUCUUUUGAAAGAAUGCAUAAGAAGAACUACCCAGAGGCAAAACUACACAGCAUCAUCGGAAUCACCAGAUCCACACAUAGGAAAGACUGAUCAGAAUAAAGAAGAAGAAUCAACCUCGACAUUCUACAUCUCUAAUACUGAGCCAAAGAGAACCAGGAGCAAAGUUCUACUCCUUACUGGAAUGGCGAAAGUUUGCGAUACAAAAAGUGGAGAAAUGAAGGAAGUAGAAAUACUUCUCGAUAGAGGUGCUGUCCGAUCCUUCAUAACGGGAAAACUAGCGAACGAACUCAACUUACCAAACAUCGACAGUGUGCACUUGUCUGUUUAUACGUUCGGCAACAGAGCCCCCCAAAAAGGCAAACAAGCCCGGCUCACAUCAAAAGACCGAAAGUACUUGCAACAACAAGGAAUCACCUUAACGAAGAGCAAAAAAACACUCAGCUCACUCAGAAAAAAACACUCUGCUACUGGGCUGCAACACAUUGUGGCCCCUUCUAAACUGCGCAGACACAUUGCAUGUUCUGCCAUCAGAUUUGUUCGCAAUACCAUAAAAUUAGGAUACCUUCUAAGGGGCAAACAAGAAUUAUGCAGAAGGAAAAGGAUUACGGACACCAAAGUCAACGUUUCCGGCGAGAAAACAACGAUAACACAGCUAAACGCACAAGAGGCAGCAGAACUCGAGCGAUGGGACCGCUACUGGUCUCUAGACACCUGCGGCAUUGAGGAAUUUACUGGCACAAAAAACGCCGAGAAAUCUCAUGUCAACAAGAAAGUUGAGAAAUUUUUCAAAGACACAAUAGAGAAGAGAAGCGACGAAUAUUAUCGUGGAAUUCGAGCAACGACAUCGUUUCGAUCAGUUGUACACUCCCUAAUGCAUGAAACAUCAGUAAAAGGAAGGUGGCUCAACACAUUGCUUCUAUCUACGACAUUAGGCUGGCUCGUACCACUUCUCAUUCCACUCAAGUGGUUUCAACAACACCUCUGGCUGCAAGGUUAUUCUUGGGAUCAUGAACUUUCCCAACCACUACAAUUACAGUACACGAAAAUGUGCGAGGAUGCGAAUGGAUUCCGAAAAGAUCUCAUUCGAAAAUCAUCAUUGCUGAUGGCAAAGUCAAAACUACCGUCUAUCAAAGACAAGAGACAACAAUUCCGAAAGCAAAAAUGA
Molecule: messenger RNA, 1899 nt
Organism: Haemonchus placei
Lineage: Eukaryota; Metazoa; Nematoda; Chromadorea; Rhabditida; Trichostrongylidae
Source: the annotation of a GenBank genome assembly